Tetrahymena thermophila SB210 is the source of this 1680-nucleotide messenger RNA. RefSeq names its product leishmanolysin family protein. Gene Ontology annotation, biological process: cell adhesion; proteolysis. The transcript has 2 exons. Gene Ontology annotation, cellular component: cytoplasm; membrane. Lineage: Eukaryota; Ciliophora; Oligohymenophorea; Hymenostomatida; Tetrahymenidae. Gene Ontology annotation, molecular function: metalloendopeptidase activity. The record is from RefSeq and is a predicted model, not a curated record.
AUGAAAAACCUUUUCAAAUCUUAAAUAACAAAACUGCUCUGCAUUUUAGCAGUUGUGGCUAUUUCUACAUUUGGAGUUGCUUAAAUUUACAAAUAAUUCAAUCACGAUUUGAUUUAAACUGAAACAAAAGGAUUAGAGAACGUUUUAUUUGCCAAAAAUGUUCGCAGUUAGUACUCAGAAGAAGAGACUCACUUAUGCAUUCAUGAUAAAGUUUUAGAAAAAGAAGAAGAAAUGUUUGAGUCCAAGAGAUAAUAUUUUGAAGAGGAAGUUGAAGAAUCCUUUUAGUCAAAUGAUACCACAAUUAGUUUCUAGGGAAAUUUAUAAGAAGGCGAUGGAUGGAAACCAAUUAGAAUCCAUUUUGAUUAUUCUAAUUUAAUGGAUUCUGACGCUGAUGUCAAAAAUUUUAUAACCAAAGAAUUAAUACCAGCUGCUGGAGAUUUCUUUAAGGAAUUUCUUAGAGUGAAACCUUUGAAAAAUCCUCUUAAAAUUGAUCCUUAUUACAGUGUAAACACUUGCGGUUUAGCAGAAAUUAAAAUUCCUAAAGAUCAUAUCAACCAAGGAAUAUAAGAUGCAGAUAUUGUAUUUUACAUCAAAGCAGUCAAUAACGAAAAAGAAAAUUUCUUAGCUUACGCAAGCAACUGUCCUUAAAGGCAUAGAUACUAACUUGGUUCUAAUAGGCCAGUGAUGGGAUAUUUUGCCAUGAAUCUAUUCUACCUCACUAAACACAUAAGAGAUAAGGAUCCUAUGAGAAAGGCUCAGUGGAUAUUUACUACCAUCCAUGAAAUGACUCACUCAUUAGUCUUCUCUCCUUCACAUUUCAAAAAAUUUGUCGAUGGUCCUCUUUCUACUAUUAAACAAGGCGGAUAAACCUUUGUCAGCCACUCAAAAAUAAAGAAACUUACAUAAUAACACUUCAAUUGUUAAGAUGCUGAAGGAGCACCACUAGAAAAUGAGGGAGGCUAGGGAACUGCUGGAGCUCAUUGGGAAAGAAAAGUGUUUGGUAAUGAGCUAAUGACUGGCUCUUCAAUGUACGACAGUGUGAUGUCAAGUUUCACUGCCUCCAUGUUUGAAAUUUCUGGAUGGUAUACUGUUAACUAAGAGAAAGUAGGCACUCUGACUUGGGGUAAAUAAUAAGGUUGUGGUAUUUUUAAGUCUUAGUGUAAUAUAAAUUAAUUUUGCCCAAGUUAAAAGUAAGUUGGAUGCAGCUAUGAUUAUUCAAGCAUUGGUGCUUGCUAAGAUGAUCCUCUUUCAGAUAAAUGCUUUUUCUAUUUACCAUACUCUAAUGCUCAUUGCAAUUAUCCUGCAGAAUCUAUUGCUAAAAUGAUUGAUAAAUUAGGAGGAGCUACUGGACAAAAAUCUCGUUGCUGGAAAACUGAUUUGUUGAACAAGAAAGUUCAUAAAAAAAUUGAUGCUUUUUGCUUUGAAAGUAAAUGCUCAUAUGAAAAUGCAAAUUCUCCAACAGCAUCAUUCAAAUUCGAAGGAAGUUGGUAUGAUUGUAAGCAGGGUUAAGACUAAGUUAAAGUUAAAUCUGGUUACAUAUUUACAUGUCCAGAUACUUUCGCUUUUUGUUAUAGUCAAUCGGCUUGUCCAGAUUCAUGUUUUGGACGUGGUGUUUGUGUAAAGGGAGUGUGUUAAUGCACUGCUGACUUUACUGGUUCCAACUGUAGCCAAGUUAAAUGA